CGCGUUCUUCUACCUGUUCCCCUUCCUUGACCGCGCCAACUCAAGAAGAAACAACAAAUAAUCCAGUAAUGAACGUGAGUGCGUGAACUGAGUAUUUAGUUUGUGCUAGAAACAUGAAAGUUACUCAGUUGUUGGUUGUGCUGAUAUCCUCCUUCUAUUUCACGCAAGGAAUUCAAGUUCAUCACUCAUCUCAUGCAGUUGCCGGAACUAAAGAUCAUGGACACGGUGAACAUUUAAGCGAGCACAAGCAUGAAACAUCUAGUGGCGGUAGCAGUAAGCACGAUGUAGAGAAAAGAAAGAAAGGACAAAAAGGUAACGUGUUGCAUAAAAUAGAACAUGAGGAGGGCGGCGGAAAAAAAUCUCACCAUAACUCAGAAGACUCGCACAGUUCUUCUAAGAAACAUGGAGGUGGAUCACAACAUGGGCUCAAAUUUGGAGAAGGCAGUGCAAAGAAAAAAGUCAAUUUCAAAAAGGGGUUCAGUGAGCAGUAUCAUAAGGACGAAUCAAUAAACCACGACAGUUUCUACAGUAAAGCUGAUAAGAAUGGAGAAUUUGAAAUAUUUGGACAGAAACAUUCUAAAUAUAAGACUCAGGAAUUCGAGAAGAAGAAUCUUGGAAAACACAAGAAAUCUGGGACCAACAACUCUCACGGUAGGUCCUCCAAAAAAGUUGGAGGGCACAACAAACAAGCCCAUAAAGGUCACCAGGCACAGUCAGGGUCCAAAUCUCAUGCCAAGCAUUCCAACAAAUAUGGAAGGAAGUCUUCAAACCAUGGAGGAAAACAGUAUCAUUUCAGUACGACCCCUCAUAAGUGAGAUCGAAGGGAUAUAAAGAUUAUUAUUUUUUAGUUUCUUAAUUUUAUUGUAUGAAAUUCUUGCGAUGAUGAUAUAAAAUAAAGUUGUUUGAGUAGUAGAAUAGCGUAAGCUAAACUCCGCCAAGAUAAAAAUAAAAAAGAUGAAAAUAAAAGUUUUUUUU
Messenger RNA from Leptinotarsa decemlineata (Colorado potato beetle), 975 nucleotides. RefSeq lists its product as uncharacterized. The record is from RefSeq and is a predicted model, not a curated record. NCBI's taxonomy places the organism in Eukaryota, Metazoa, Arthropoda, Insecta, Coleoptera, Chrysomelidae.